Penicillium soppii is the source of this 735-nucleotide messenger RNA. RefSeq lists its product as uncharacterized. Lineage: Eukaryota; Fungi; Ascomycota; Eurotiomycetes; Eurotiales; Aspergillaceae. The transcript has 2 exons. The coding region runs from base 1 to 735 and encodes 244 amino acids. The record is from RefSeq and is a predicted model, not a curated record.
AUGUUCCUCGCACAGGAUCUUUACAGCUGGCGGAAACCUAUUCCAGCCACUCCACUGACUAGAUCUAAUUCUAUCAUAUGCACCUCCAACACUCACAACACUUUAACCGCCGUUCUAGGUGGAGACAUCUUAAUUUAUGCUGGUGCCCAGGUGAUCUCAUACAGUCAGGAUCAUUCAAGGAACUCCAGGGAUCGCUCAAUUGGCUACACGCCCAGCUUCAUCUCACUAAAAUCGUCAUUGCCGGUAAUCAUGAGCACCUACUCGAUUCAAAAUGCGAUGACUCAUCCAAUCGUGCAGUCUCCCGAUCUGAGCGGGCUUGGCUCGACUGGGGCGAUAUCAUCUAACUGGAAAAUGAGGAAGCAACGAUUUGCUGUCCGAAUUUCCGUCAGCUUAGGGUACAUGGAAGUCCUUACUCUACGCGCAACGUUAAAUGGGCCUUUCAAUAUCCCCGAAGCCAAGACCUUGGCUGUGCCCAUCUGCUACGACACUAUGGAGAGUGCAACCAAGACUGGAUGUUAUUUGAUGGACUACAAAAGGCGUACGAGUGCACGAUCGCUGAUGGAGGAGGCCGGGAAUCUUCUCUUUACAGUAUGGAAGUUUGUUAAGGCAUAUUUGGCGCCGACUGUGGAAUCAAAAUGUUUGCCGGUGAAAGCAUCCAUCGUUGGUGGCCUGCGCGAUAAUGAACGGAGGCAAGCGUCAGAAUCAUUAUUGGACCUGUUUCCCUACUACCUGUAG